CUCUUUGCCUUCACAAUGUUUGGGGACUUAUUUGACGAGGAUUUUUCCUUCAUUUCCAACAACCACUGGGGAAAAGGGAAGACAUCAAAGCCCAGAGAGUGUGAACCUCCAGCUCCCAGGGAUUUCACCAACCUCAGCGGGAUCAAAAACCAGGGUGGGACCUGCUACCUCAAUUCCCUGCUGCAGACUCUGCUUUUCACACCAGAAUUUAGAGAGGCCUUGUUUUCUCUGGGACCUGAGGAACUCGGGACUCUGGAUGACAGCAGGAAACCAGAUGCAAAGGUUCGAAUAAUUCCAUUGCAACUCCAGAGGUUGUUUGCUCAGCUCCUGCUCUUGGACCAACAGGCUGCAUCCACCACAGACCUCACUGAGAGCUUUGGCUGGAACAGCCAUGAGGAGAUGAGGCAACACGAUGUGCAGGAGUUGAACAGGAUCCUGUUCAGUGCUCUGGAGACCUCCCUGGUGGGGACAUCAGGCCAUGACCUCAUCAACCGACUCUACCAUGGGAUUGUUGUCAACCACAUCGUGUGCAAGGAGUGCAAGAAUGUCAGUGAGAGACAGGUAAAGCAGGGGCAUUUUCCACCACAGUGUGAUGAAGCUGACAGUUGUCUCCUGGAUCCCCCCCAGUCUGCCAAGCUGCGGAAGCUGCCGCCGUUCCUCACCGUGUCCCUGCUGAGGUUCAACUUCGACUUCCAGAAGUGCGAGAGGUACAAGGAGACGAGCAGCUACACCUUCCCCCUGCACAUCGACCUGAGGCCUUUCUGUGAGCAGCCUGAAAUGGAUGAUUCAGAGUACAUGUAUGAGCUCUUCUCUGUUAUUAUACACAAAGGUGGCUGCUAUGGAGGACACUAUCAUGUUUAUAUCAGAGAUGUGGAUGAAUUAGGAAACUGGCAGCUACAGGAAGAAGAGGAAAAGCUGAUUGAGGAUAAGGCUGGAAGAGAUGCUGAAAAUUCCAAAGAAACUGAGAAUCCACUGGCAGUCUUAAAAGGGAUUUUAGCAGAGGACGACUCGAAGCAAAUUCCCGUGGAUCAAUUAGGGCAGAAAUUAUUGGAGAAAAAAGGGGUGUCCUGGAAUAAGAAAUACAGGAAACAAUAUGGAGCGUUAAGAAAGUAUUUGCAGCAUCACCCUCAGGUGUUCCAGCUGAGCCCUGAUGCCAACAAGGUUGGCCUGAAGGAAGCCCACGAGCUCCUGGUGGAGCUGGAUUCUCCAGGCCAAGCUCUGCAGAGCCCUCCUCAGAGCAAUGGUGUCCCCUGGAACUCAGAGAAGAGCCCCCCGAGGCCGAGGGCCACCUCUGCUGGUGGCCACUGGUUUGAUCUCAACGAUUCCAAAGUCCAGCCCAUCAAGGAGAAGGAUAUUGAGAAACAAUUCCAGGGUAAAGAGAGUGCCUACAUGCUGUUUUACCGAAAAUCCCAGUUGAAAAGACCUCCUGAAGCACGAGGAAAUCCGAGGUACCAAAUUCCUGAGCACCUCCUGGAUGAAAUGAAUGCUGCUAACACUGAGCUGCAAAAAAAGAGAGCUGAAUGUGACUCAGCCAACAAUGGCAUUGAUUUACAUCUCCAUCUGAGCUCCUGCUACAAAUUCCACAACGGGGCUUUGCAUCCCUCCCUCUCCUGGAAAGAGAGCGUGGUGGAUUUGACUAUUGACAGGAGGAAAACCCUGGGAGACCUUCGCCAGGCAGUCUUCCAGAUGUUGGACUCCUGGGAAGGAGACAUGGUUCUGAGUCUGGCCAAGCCUUUACCAGCAGGAUUACAUCUCUACCAGAUGCUUGAUGGAGAUGAGCUGAGCCUGGAUGGCAUUGGGAUGGCUGAUGGAACAGACAUCUUUGUGUGGAAUGGGAAAGAGGUGGGAGGCACCAGGGUGCUGGCGGGCGCCGAGCACGAGCCCGUGGUGCUGAACGUGCUGCGCCUGGCGGGGCACAACGAGGGAGGCAAGGGCCAGCACUUCACCGAGGCCCAGCACACCUUCUCCUGCAGCACCAGCCUGGGGGACCUGCACAGAGCCCUGGCUCCCUCGGGGGGAAUCGUCCUCAGGAACAGCUCUGGAGAAGAGAAAGAAGCCAAGAACUGGGAGGUUUUCCGCGAGGAGGAUAUGGAGGAGACGAUCCGAAGCGUUGGUCUGAGGGACGGGUGCUCAGUGCUCAUCUUGGACAGCCACGACCAGAGCUUUGUGAACAUUUCCAGUGGCAAUCUGACAGCCUUUACCUGUGACAUCAGCUGGCUCCAAGUGAAGAACUUCUGUGGGGCAGAAGAUGAAGAGAACCAAGUUAAAAUUACUGCCACUAUUGAAACAGUGAUGUCAGAUAUCAAAAUGAAAGCAAUAAGGGAGCUUCACCUGGAGGAGGAACUUGCAAAUGAGAGCUGUCUUAGACCUGUUAGUGGGAACGGGAAACUUUUGUCUCCAGUGCCUGAGGAUUACACUGUCAAGGAAGCAGAACUGAAGAUGGGAAGCUUGCUUGGGUUGUGCCAUGGGAAAGCUCCAACUUCCACUCAGCUCUUCCUGUACUUUAUGGUUGGGAGUGACCCAAACUCGAGCCCUGAGAUGGAGAUAGUUGUGGAGGAGACUGCCUCUGUCGGAGAGUGUCUCAAUUUAAUGCUGCAGAAAUGUGGAUUAUCAGGUGAUAACUGGCAUUUGAGAAGGCUUGACUGGUGCUAUGAAGCAGGGGAAGCACUAAGUCAGGAAAAUGCCACCCUGAAGGAACUCAAUGUGUGCAGAGGAGACACUUUGGUCAUUACGGAAGGAAAACUUCCAGAAAAGGGUUUCCUGAAAAUUCCCAUCUGGUGGCUCAGGCCUUCAAGCCACAAGAAACAUGGAGAGAAUGCUCAGGACCAAGUGAAUGGGCUAACCUGCCAGAUGGAAGCUUUGCAGGUGUCUGCUGGGACAGCUUCCCCAGAAGCCACCCACCCAGCCAUGGAGCUUUGUUAUGCUGGCAGGAUAGAAAUAGCAGGAGAAGCUUCUCUGGAGGAGCUGAAGCUGCAGGCCCUGACCUUGCCAUGCUGCCAGGAGCAGGUUGUGCCCCUGCCCUCGUUCCUCAGGGCAUGGACAGUGGACAGCAAACGCCCUGGAAAGCUCCUGAGGAACAACAAGCAGAGACUCAAUGACUACAAGUUGGGUGCCAGCGUGGGAAUCUGCAUAGAACCUCUGCAAAAAGAAGAGAAUUUGGGCCCCCAUGAGCUGCUGCUGCGAGUCCAGAUGGGAAUUCCAGGAGAAAGGGACUACUCUGACUGCAGGGAUUUGGUGUGGGACAUCUCCAAGGAAUGCACCACCUGGGCACUGAGGCAGAGAGUGGCCUCUCACUACUGUCUCCCUGUGGAGAAAAUCGAAAUAGCCAAAUACUUCCCGGAGAGAUUCGAGUGGCUGCCAAUAUCCAGCUGGACACAGCAAAUUUCCAAGAGGAAAAGGAGGAAAAAGCAGGAGAGUUUGCAGUCAGCACCUUAUCACCUGAGGGAUGGAGACAUCAUUGGGGUGAAGAACCUUCUCCUUGAUGACACCAAGGACUUCAGCACCGUGAGAGAUGACAUUGGGAAAGAGAAACAAAGGCAGCUGGCCCUGGAAAAAAAGAAAAGUCGCCAAGCCAGGAGUGUCCAGGAGCCCUUUGUCCUGGAGGAGAAGCUGCCCACAAAGCCCCGGAAACCAGAAGUGGCUCUUUCCAUCAAUGUGGGGGUUUUCAGAUAGCACAGGAGGGGCUUUGCUCACCACAACACACUGUAUCCAUCUACCUACAUGGAGCAGCCAGAGGGGCUUUCCCAAAGUGCCCUCAAGAAUCCCGGAGCCAAACUGGGGGUAGGAUUCAGGAUAACUCUGACUUUUCUCUGCUCUCUCUUGGGGAAGUGCUUUAGUGUCCCUUUCUCCACGUGGUACCUACUCUCAGGCUGGGUAAAUGCACUUUAUCUAGGAGGAAAUGGAGUAAUAUAUUCAAUAAUAUUGCUGACUCUUUUGUAUUCUCCCUAAAUGGAUUUUUUGGGGGCAGGUCUGACACGUUGCACCAUCACUACUGAGUUUUAAUCCUGUCAGAAUCAUCUCUCUGUAGAAUUUCUUUUUUUUUCCCAUCCCUCCUCACUGAAGUUACUACCAGUACCA
This is a messenger RNA of Manacus vitellinus (golden-collared manakin), 4077 nucleotides long. It is a transcript of the gene USP40, whose product is annotated as ubiquitin specific peptidase 40. The transcript has 30 exons. NCBI's taxonomy places the organism in Eukaryota, Metazoa, Chordata, Aves, Passeriformes, Pipridae. The coding region runs from base 16 to 3672 and encodes 1218 amino acids. Gene Ontology annotation, cellular component: cytosol; nucleus. Gene Ontology annotation, biological process: protein deubiquitination. Gene Ontology annotation, molecular function: cysteine-type deubiquitinase activity; cysteine-type endopeptidase activity. The record is from RefSeq and is a predicted model, not a curated record.